UACUCUACAGACUCUGUAAAUUGUAAAUUAGCAGAGGGUUUAAGCUGCACAGCCAUGGAAGAAGAAGAAGAACCCAUACAAAACCUCUGGCAAGAAGUUCGAGAUCUAACCCUAGGCACUUCAACCCAAAUCAACCACCUCUCUACCCCACCCACCUCUCUCCAAUUCCUCCGUGAAUACGUUUCCCCCAACAAGCCCUGCCUCAUUUCCAACGCCGUAAACCACUGGCCAGCCACCACUCUAUGGCAAUCAACUCAUUAUCUAACCAAUACCCUUUCUUCUUCCACUGUUUCACUUCACCUCACUCCUACAGGCCGUGCUGAUGCACUUUCCCCAAACCCCAUUUCCCCUUCUUCACUCUGUUUCGCUUCUGCUGAAGUGAAGCAUCUUCCUUUUCCUGAUGCGUUGACCCGGGUAUUGGAAUCGGAGAUGGGUUGUGUGGGUUAUUUGCAGCAGCAGAAUGAUUGUUUUCGGAGUGAGUAUGGGGCGUUGAGUAAAGAUUGUGAUUCUGAUUUUGGUUGGGCUUCUGAGGCUUUUGGGUGUUUACCUGAAGCGGUGAAUCUUUGGAUUGGGAAUGAGUUGUCUGAGACUUCGUUUCAUAAGGACCAUUAUGAGAAUAUUUAUGCUGUUGUCUCUGGGGAGAAGCAUUUUUUGCUUCUUCCUCCUACUGAUGUUCAUAGGAUGUAUAUUCGUGAGUAUCCUGCUGCCGAGUACCACUAUUCCCAGGAUACUGGGAAGUUCUCUUUGGAACUGGAGGAACCAGUGAGGAAUGUCCCAUGGUGCAGUGUUAAUCCAUACCCUUCACCUGAGUUGAAAGAGAAGGAAAUGACCAAGUUUCCCUUAUAUUUCAAUGGACCAAGACCAUUUGAAGUUACAGUCAAGGCAGGCGAAAUUCUUUACUUGCCAAGCAUGUGGUUUCACCAUGUUAAACAGAGCCCAGACAGCAGAGGACUCACCAUCGCUGUAAACUACUGGUAUGACAUGCGAUUUGAUAUCAAAUAUGCUUACUUCAACUUCUUGCAAUCGCUGCCGCAUUCCAUGCUGUGUGAUCCUGCAUCAUCUGGAAAAUUAGGCUUGGAGUCGCAACAUAAUUCAUCUAUAUGUAACUCUGAAGAUGAAUCCAGCAUGGGCGACGUCACUGCUUCUGCAUGUGAUAAUUUAGUACAUGAUGCUGAUGACACUGCAGAAAGUUAAGUAGCACUCACUGUUAGGAGCCCAUUGGUGAGGAGAAGCAAAGGAAAUUUCGAGUUCUCUGAGAUUCAAUUCUGCAAGCAUUGCUUGUUUCCCUAUUAUAUCCUGGAGAAGUUGCAGACUGUUUUUGACCUGAGAAUGGGAAAGCUGAAAUGAAACUUUCCCGUCAUGAUUGUCUUACUGUCGAUAAGUCAACUCUGAAUUAAUCAGCAAGGUGAGCCCUCAAUAUGCCAUUUGAUAUCCAAGUGGCACACUACCCGUGAUGGGGGAUUCAGGUGUCCUAAUCUGCAUGUUAUCGGCAAGGAAAGGUCUAAUCUGAUUCGUUUGAAGAGGCCAUAGUUCUGAAAAGGCUUGCGCGCUUUGUAGGUUUUCUUCUUUCAAGCCAUGCCAAUCAUCACUUGUCAUGGAAACACGGCAUUAGGAUGUCCCCAAAUCUCCUCAAAAGACGCAAAGCCGGAGCUCAUGGCUGUUUCCAUAGAUUAGAGCAGAGUGUACUAUUUUGAGCUUACAACAGAAGUGCACAAAUCACAUUCCAGUAUUUGACUAUCUAUUGUAUGCAUCUUUACUGAUUUAUCUGGGAAGAAAAGUGCCUUCUGGAUUGCGUAACAUUUGUUCAAAAUAGAUAAAGCCAAAUCUGGAAUACUUGUUAUAAAUU
Messenger RNA from Solanum stenotomum, 1846 nucleotides. RefSeq lists its product as uncharacterized. The record is from RefSeq and is a predicted model, not a curated record. The transcript is spliced from 4 exons. Lineage: Eukaryota; Viridiplantae; Streptophyta; Magnoliopsida; Solanales; Solanaceae. The coding region runs from base 55 to 1194 and encodes 379 amino acids. Gene Ontology annotation, molecular function: 2-oxoglutarate-dependent dioxygenase activity.